This is a messenger RNA of Tigriopus californicus, 1761 nucleotides long. RefSeq lists its product as uncharacterized. The coding region runs from base 385 to 1275 and encodes 296 amino acids. NCBI's taxonomy places the organism in Eukaryota, Metazoa, Arthropoda, Copepoda, Harpacticoida, Harpacticidae. The transcript is spliced from 6 exons. The record is from RefSeq and is a predicted model, not a curated record.
UCGCAACGAUUCUUGGUCCCCUUCCCCCGACGACCAGCCUUCAAGCACGUGUUUACGUAUUGACGCGAGGCACACUCGCCAAAGCCCCUCGACGAAAGCCAACGAAAGUCAAACAUUAACAGUUACGAAUAUUGCCUUGCUCUUUCUUGAACGAUUUUUCCAAACUCAGUCGACUUAAAGCCUUUCUAGACUAUCAACGGCACUUAUCUACGCUCUGAAAGCAAUGUUCAGUUCUCUGUGGAACGUCUAAAAGUACCCGAAGACGUUGUGUGGGAUUGACAGACAAUCCCUUGUCCCCAACUUUUCUUGUUCCACUCGGGAGAGGGCUGGAUGAAUCACAGUGCUAGUCGAACCCGUUGACCGGGACCAGCGCCAGUGAUCAGGAUGACUUGGAUACACAUUUUUCUGCUCAGUGCCAUUCAAGGUUGGUGUGCGGCCUUAGAAAUAACUCAUUUCAAUGUGCCUCGUUUUGUGGAUCGGAAAGAAGACGCCGUUCUGGAGUGUGCGUUUGGUUUGCAAGCUCGCGAGCAGCUCCAGUCGGUCAAAUGGUAUCAUAUUGACCACUUGGGAGGGAUGCGAGAGUUCUACUCGUUUCAACCCGGUCGGAAUCCGCCAGCCAAGACCUACAAACUCCCAGGGGUGUUUGUGGCGAUGCGCCAUUCCAAUAUUCGACGAGUGCUCUUGAGACGCGUGUCCUUGAAUACCACGGGCACUUACCGAUGUGAGGUCACGGCCAAAAGUAAUCCGGGUUUCGAUUCCAAAAAUCUCCAAGCCAACAUGGUUGUUUUAGAGCUUCCCAAGUCAGAUCCAGUCAUCUCUGGCGGUCUCCGACAGUAUCACAUGGGCGAGAGGUUGGAAUUGAAUUGCACUUCACCUCGAAGUUACCCGCCCACCAGUCUGAAAUGGUUCAUCAACGACCAGGAGCACGAGAGCGAAGAAGAAUUUCCAUUGAGGCAUGGCUCCAAGAAUGGGUUGUACCGCUCUAGAAUUGGCCUGAACAUCACGGUUCACAUGAAUCUGUUCAAGUACGGGAAGAUCAGGAUUGAGUGCGUAGGCGAGAUCGAGGAUGGGAUUAUCCAAGGCAUGUCUCAGGGCAGUAGUCACCAAAUAGAGACCAUCCGAUUGCCAGAGGCUUUGAAGCGGGAACGCUCGGAGGUCUUUGUCGUUCCAUUGGUGAGCUCCAGUCCGAAUAGCCAAAAAUCCAAGAUCUUCUGCCUUGUCAUCACUCUGAUGAUUUCCCUGCGCCCGAGUUGGACGAUCCUCCUGAAUCUGUGAUAACUUUGAUCGAUCCUUCACCGCCUAUUAGCAUCAUCAUUCAGGAAUGAAACCUACUUCCUAAGCUCCUAUUGAAGAAAACAAAAUACUUAACUCCCUAACUGUGUGCUUGGACAACCAAUGAAACAGCAUCCAUAUCAAGUAGCAGACCUCUGCAAGCAUUCUAUUUAUAACAAAGUAGCGGAAGUCUGAAGAACAUGUCAAACCGCAAAUCAAAACAAGGCAUCACUUGGUCAUUCGAACUUCAACCGCAAGCCGAAAGCUUGCGAUCUACCUUAGAGGUUUAAUCCAAUCCGUGUUUACCGACUUGACCUGGAACCAAGUUGAACAAGGCGUCUAAGGCAUUCAAACUCAUUCGAAAUCAAUUUUAGUAACCCGAAACAAUUCAUGGAAACACAUCAAUUCCCUCGACGGGUAAUGUGCGAAAGAAUGCAAGCCAAGAAGAUUUGUGACUGAAAUAUAUACAGUACUUGAGGAUGCCCAUUA